AUGACGAAGCGGAAAAGUGCGUUGAGUGCGCUGAAGCCGACGAAAAAACAGGUCAUCAGCUCGGAGGAUUCGGAUCCCGAAGUCGUUGUGGUCACCAACCCUCCUCUGGACUCUCCGGAUGCAGAGGAGUCGUUCAUCAGCAUCACCGAAGAAGAUGAGGCCGUCAGACAGCUCAGCACUUUUGAUUUCAGUGCAAAGAACACCAAGGUGGUACGAGAUGAGACUCGCGGUCGAUCGCGAGUUUUCCACGGCAUGAAAUUCAAAGAAACCAUCGUUCUACGGGGAGCCUAUGUAGUCACGGUGUGGAGUGGAGUUAUCCAUAUCAACGGAGCUCUGGUGAACAUCAACUCUCCGGUCGAUAUUCCCGUGUUUGCGCCCGCGUCUCACGCUCUUCCUCAAAUCGAGGCUGCUGCUGGAGCUCCCGAAACUCGAGAAUCGGGGGACGAAGACGUCAUGGAGGCAUUGCAUCAAUUGGAGGGAUCCUCGGUCAUUGUGGAGAUCGCAGCAAUGCCGCGACGGUCAGAAAACCCGUUGAUUACGGUCAGCAACUUUGGGAAGAUGUCCUCGGGCAACAUUGUGCCGUUUGUGCGUCAAUUGUGGCACUGCUCUGAGGAUGACGGCAGCAACUACAGCAGAAUCUACAACACAGCCAGUGUAGUGACGAAAUCGCAGGCAGCGGUCAUUCCCGGCAUCUAUGACGAAUGGGCCGAAGUGUGUGACGACAUUCGGCGACUCAAGCACUCCUCCACCAUGGUAGUGGGCUCUCAAAACACCGGCAAGUCCACCUUUUGUAAAUACUUGAGUGCGUUCAUGACCACCAAAAAGACCGGCACCUCUGUGGCGUUUGUGGAUCUAGAUCCUAGCAAUUGCGAGUUCACUGCCCCCGGUCAGGUGUCUGUGACUGUUAUUGGCGCAGGUCACCUUAGUCCCUAUUCCAUUCUGGGACCCUCCUUCACACACGUUACAGCCCCCACCUACAGUCGGUUUGUGGGUUACAACAACCCCAAAGAUGACACCAGGGGGUACAUUGAGGCGUGUAAGGCAGUUAUCGACUUCGCCAAGGGUCUCAAGCUGCCCCUGGUGUUCAAUACCUGCGGCUGGGUGCGUGCUGCGGGACACGAUCUUCUGCGACAGCUCAUAGAUCAUGUGAAACCGUCAGACGUGGUGUUUACACGUGAUCCCGGCGUCGACGCCGACCAGGCGCGACUGGCUGAAUCCGUCAAGGCCCGAUCGCACGUUCUCGAUGCUCCAGAUGCAGAGCCUCCACGUUUCACAGGUGCAGAACAACACUCGCUCCAGACUGUCACGUAUCUGCACGGAGGCAAUCUUGCGUCUCAUUUGAGCGACCUCCCGGCCCUCGAGGUGGGUCUGGAGUCUGUUUACGUUGGUAUUCUCGACUCUGAGGGCGUUGAUCUGGCCGAUGUGGCACUGUCUACCAACUCCACUCUUUUGGCCGUCAUGACGAUGGACAAGAAGACCGUCAAGCACGCGGAAAUCACCCCCGACGGACUCCAGUACCUGCCCAACUUUGACAUUCCGCAGGGCGAGUGUCUUGGACAGGCCAUGGUGCAAUUUGCAGGAGCUAGCGUCCGUUUGCAUACCCCUGUAUCAGCAUCUCUGCUCAACGCGCAGCUUGCAGCCGAUAAGGCCAUUGUGCUGGUCCGAGGACGUAUUCCCCUGCCUGUCUACGAGCUGUGGGACUCUCGAAAGGGUGGAGAACAGGCCUACGUCUCUUUCGACGUGAACAGCGGAGUUGGUUCCGAGGCUUGGGUAGCUAGACGUGGACUUAAGCGCAAGUGA
Molecule: messenger RNA, 1800 nt
Organism: Yarrowia lipolytica CLIB122
Lineage: Eukaryota; Fungi; Ascomycota; Dipodascomycetes; Dipodascales
Biological process (GO): cleavage in ITS2 between 5.8S rRNA and LSU-rRNA of tricistronic rRNA transcript (SSU-rRNA, 5.8S rRNA, LSU-rRNA)
Cellular component (GO): nucleus
Molecular function (GO): polynucleotide 5'-hydroxyl-kinase activity
Source: RefSeq, a predicted model, not a curated record